This is a messenger RNA of Eufriesea mexicana, 805 nucleotides long. RefSeq names its product DNA-binding domain-containing protein cag (gene cag). Bases 65 to 805 code for a protein of 246 amino acids. NCBI's taxonomy places the organism in Eukaryota, Metazoa, Arthropoda, Insecta, Hymenoptera, Apidae. The record is from RefSeq and is a predicted model, not a curated record. Gene Ontology annotation, cellular component: nucleus. Gene Ontology annotation, molecular function: DNA binding. The transcript has 2 exons.
UGACAUUUUGUGUGGGAAUUCAAAUGUGAUUGUGUUAUAAAAAUAAUUAAAUCUUGCUUAAAGCAUGUCAGGAAAAAGGAAAAAAGUUACUGUGACCAUGGAGAAGAAGCUAGAAGCACUAUUCCGAAUCGAUAAAGGUGAGCCAUUGAAAAGUGUUGCUAUUGAUUUAGGGGUGGGCACAUCAACUGUUUCUGAUUGGAAAAAGAACAGAAAGGAGAUUGAAGAUUUUUGUGCUAAGAUGGUUUCUAGAGAUAGUUUAGGUAAUAGGGGAACAAUUAAAAAAGCAAAGAAUGUAACACUGGAUGAUGCACUGUAUGUAUGGUACAUUCAAGAACGUGAAAAUGGCGUACCAGUGUCAGGACCUAUUCUUAGAAAAAAAGCUCUUAGCCUUAACAAGAAACUAGGUGGUGAUCCUACUUUUACAGCAAGUGUAGGAUGGUUAGGUAGAUGGAAAGCCCGUCAUGGAAUAAGACUGACUCUCUGUAGUGAAAGUUUAUUAGAAGAUGCUGUAACUAAUGAUACCUCAGAUCGAUUAAUAUUAGAAGAUGACAUUGUGACUGUGUGUUUAUCUACUCAAGAUGAAGAGGAUAUUCAAAACUCAUUUAAUGACAGAUGUCAUCAAGAAGCAACUAAUGUGAAUCAUUUUGAAGCAACAGAGAUGUUGGAGAAACUUAUAACCUACUUUGAGCAACAAAGUGAUACCUUGGAUAAUGAUUUAGUGAGCUUAAGAAAUUUACAUGAACGUGUAUCAAAGAAAUAUUUAUUAACAAUAAAAGAGGAAAACACUAGUGAUUUUGUUAAAUAA